This is a messenger RNA of Guyanagaster necrorhizus, 1581 nucleotides long. RefSeq names its product P-loop containing nucleoside triphosphate hydrolase protein. Gene Ontology annotation, molecular function: ATP hydrolysis activity; ATP binding. The record is from RefSeq and is a predicted model, not a curated record. Bases 1 to 1581 code for a protein of 526 amino acids. Lineage: Eukaryota; Fungi; Basidiomycota; Agaricomycetes; Agaricales; Physalacriaceae. The transcript has 9 exons.
AUGAACUUGUCGUCUCGCCCAUCCUGGGUCAAUCACUUCCUGAGUUUCUCGUCUCUCUUCGGUCUAGGAGCAUUGUUCACCACACAUUCGUACAUAUGGGAUAGCUUCAGGUUGCUGGCGCUGGGAUCCAUCAUUGAAACGGGGCGUAGACUGUGCCAGUGGCUUAUGGAGCGUGUUCGGUUUCAAUAUUCCUUGACGGCCAGAUUUGACCAAGGGGAUCCUGCUUACGAGUGGAUCGUUCAUUUUCUGACACAGGAAAAAGUCUGGAAACGAUCUAGAGAUUUCCGUGUAACUGCGAAAAGCUCGAAGCGCGAGUGGUCUAUCGAAACAGGGCCUGAAAGCGUACAAGGAAAUGCGGAAUACGUGCCAGAAUACGCCAAUCCUCAAUUAUUCCGAUGGGAAGGUUACUGGUUGGAAAUCAAGCGUACGAAUGAAUUAUUUGCUGGUAAUCGUGCCGCAGGCGGACCGUCGAGUGGCGGUACAAUCUACGUAACUGUAUAUACAAUGGACAUGAGCAUCCUCUCGAGACUCGUGGAGGAGGCACGGCGUCGAUAUAUCAACGUUAGCAAACCCAAUGUUAUUGUUCAUUCUACAGAAGCUAUGGGGCACAACUACGGGAGAGGGGGGAUCUGGGCUGACGUGAAGCGGAAACCGAAGCGCCCCUUGGAAUCCAUCAUUCUGCGGGAAGGUACCUUGCAAUCGCUUAUACAAGACGCGCGGGAAUUCAUCGACUCUGAGCAAUGGUACAACAAGGCCGGAAUCCCACAUCGGAUGGGCAUCCUGCUUUACGGACCUCCGGGAACCGGCAAGAGUUCGACAAUUUACGCUUUGGCAGGCGAAUUGGGAUUCGAGAUAUACUCGCUUUCAUUAGCGUUGAACUAUGUGGAUGACUCCUUCCUUCAACGCGCAGCCUCAGCCGUGCCCAAGCACUCAAUAUUCCUAAUUGAGGAUAUCGAUUGUGCCUUCCCGUCUCGCGAAGAUCGAGAAGAGGACCUUUUGCAUAACCAAUACAUCACCUAUGAUCCCUAUUCCCCGCCCCCACAACGUCGCCGGUCCCUCGUUACGCUUUCUGGGUUGUUGAACGUCAUCGACGGCGUAGGCAGCGAGGAAGGGAAAUUGUUUUUUGCCACGACAAAUUACAUUGACCGACUCGACGCGGCUCUCCUCCGACCAGGGCGUAUCGACAGGAAAGUUCCCUACAGCCUCGCGACGCGGGAACAAGCGGAAGCUCUUUACGCACGGUUCUUCCCUGAAAGCCGCUUACCGGACCUCGGCAUCAUGGUCGAGAAGGGAGAUUCAAUAGAACAGUAUGCCAGAGACUUCGCGGAUCAGAUCCCCUCUGAUGAGUUCUCCACGGCCGAGUUGCAAGGGUACCUACUGGCUCACAAGAAGGAACCUAAGCAGGCUGUGAGCGAUGUUGACGCUUGGAUUGAGAGGGAAAGGCAGGAGCGGAGAGAGAAGCGAGAGAGAGAAGCUAAACGCUUGGAGAAGAUGCGGGAGCAGGUCAAAAAGCGUUCUAAUAUGUAUCCACCUAUGCCAGUUGUCCCUGCUAUGCCACCUGUGAUAGUGGAUGAUUUUUAA